AUGGAAGAUCGAGAAAGAUCACGAACUGAUCGAUCAACGAAUGAAUCUAAUACUACUACUACUACUACUGCUGUUGUGACACCAACCAAGAAUGCAAUAAGAGGUUUCAUAUCGGAUAUAUCUGAUAAAUUGAUUGGAGCCAAAAAAGAUGAUCUAAUUUCUUCACCUUCUCCCAAUAUUAUGUCCCCUCCUACUACCAUUAAUACAACAUCAACAACACCAUCACCAACAACAACAACCAACUCAUUAUCAUUAUCAUCAAGUUUGAUUACACCCAUAUCCCCUCCUCCAAAUCCUUCUCCUUCUACUGCCCCUCCAAUCGACUCUAGAAUUCAAGCUAUCGAGAAACAAACUAAACUACCACGUCCAUCAAUCUCUGAAAGAUCUAAAUCUUAUGCUAGAUUGGAUGAAAUUCUUCAAAACAUAAAUGUAUCGGCGGUAGAGACAGACACUGAAGAUCCCAAUACAUUUAAUAGUUUAAUCUCAGAGGAGGAAUCAUUCAAAUCAGAAGGUUAUUCUGCUCUUUCUAGAAAUGAAUUGCUUCGAGUACAAAAUGAAAGAUUAAAGAGUGAAAAUAUUGAUUUAAAGAAACAACUGAAUAUCAUCAUUCAUGAUAAUGGUGAACAACAUGAAAAUACAUUAUAUUUAAAAUCGGUGAUCCAAGAACAGGAUGAAUUCACCAUGAAGCAAGAUUCUGUGGUUCAAGAACUAAAAGCAGGAUAUGUAUCGACACUAGAGAAACUCAUCAACGAUGAGACUAAAUUUCAAGAGGAUAAAGAGAAAUUGCUAAAUGAAAAUCAAAGUCUUAGAGAUACUAUAGAUAUUUUAGAUAUAAAUGUAAUUGAUUUAACAAGAGAAUUAAGAAAACAAAAAGAUUAUUCAAUAGAAGCAGUUGUACAUAGAUUAAAGAAUGGAAUCACUCCAAGUGGAAUAGAAAGGUUAAAAUCAAUACAAGAAAAGGAGAAAUUAAUGGAACAAGUAGCAAAGCUUUAUAGUUUGGAUUUUAAUGAUGAUCCACUAUUCCAAGUUAUCAUUUAUUUUAGAAAUAUAUUAUCAUGGAAAUUAUUUAUUAAAAUGUUGAGAAACAAUUAUGAUGCAUUGGAAUAUUAUACUAGUUAUUGUAAAAAGUAUGAAAAGUUUGAAGACUUGAUAAAUAUCUACAAAACAAUUAGGAAUCCAUUAGAAGAAGGUUUAUCAAUGGUCAAACAGGCAACCACUGAAUACAAGCACGAUACUACAUCACAAAUGAUGAUAUUAGAGGAAACAUCCAAAUUCUUUUCCUCUUUUCAACAUCUAUCUUUUUAUCAAGAAUCUCUUUGUAUUUAUUUAAAUUCUUUAAAGAAUGGUGUAAAUUUGAGUGUGUUAUCCCAUUUCAACCAAUAA
Molecule: messenger RNA, 1383 nt
Organism: Cavenderia fasciculata
Lineage: Eukaryota; Evosea; Eumycetozoa; Acytosteliales; Cavenderiaceae
Exons: 5
Coding region: 1-1383 (460 amino acids)
Biological process (GO): vacuolar transport; intracellular protein transport
Cellular component (GO): cytoplasm
Source: RefSeq, a predicted model, not a curated record